AUGGUCAUGUGGUAUCUCAUCACUCUUUUUUUGACUGGGAGCCUGACUUGUGGUGACCGUGUUCAAGCUCCUCCGUUACAUGUUAGUAUGGGAGAGGAGAUGAGGGCGGGCAGCACACUUCAUAAGAGACUACCUUGUUUGGAUUUUGUGCUUUUUUUUUCAGGUGUCUUCAGUCAAGAAGGAAAGAUUGACUGCGGUGAGUUCCGGGAUCCCAAGGUCUAUUGCACACGGGAAUCUAAUCCCCACUGUGGUUCUGAUGGCCAGACAUACGGCAAUCAAUGUGCCUUCUGUAAGGCGGUGGUGAAAAGUGGUGGGAAGAUCAACCUAAAGCAUCAAGGAAAAUGCUGA
Molecule: messenger RNA, 348 nt
Organism: Prionailurus viverrinus (fishing cat)
Lineage: Eukaryota; Metazoa; Chordata; Mammalia; Carnivora; Felidae
Gene: SPINK6
Product: serine peptidase inhibitor Kazal type 6
Exons: 4
Coding region: 1-348 (115 amino acids)
Molecular function (GO): protein binding
Source: RefSeq, a predicted model, not a curated record